AUGCAGUGGGGCCCUGCUAUCGCCCAGCAGCCGGCCACCAGCUCCCCUUAUCAGCAGAGUGGUCUCAUUUAUUAUUUCACCCCACCCCCCCUUCGGCCCCUCACCAGGACUAAUGAAACCCUUCUCGCAGGAAGGUUACUGUUGCGACCCUAAACAGAUUAGGAGAAAGACACUCAUUUCUACUACAUACUGUAUGUAAUUUCAUAAUUGAUUCAUGCGCAGAGAAAUUGUAUCCAUAAUAAGGCUGACACCUGAGAAAUAUGGGGACCAUUAAAGAGGUGUGUGUCACUGAUUAGGAUUAUUAUCCCUGUAAGGGCGCUUGGAAUCCUCAUUUUUGCGGGAUUUUGUUACUGGGUUUUCACUUUUCUGUUCUUUGCCUUGCAAAAUGAAAUUUAGCUAACCCAGGAAGGCAUUAGCUGAUCACUUAUCAGUAGGAAUCUGUGCUCAUUCAUUUAAAAGACAUCUUGGAUUAUCUAUCAUUCCCAGAAUGAAAGGGCUGCAGCAGUCAUGCAUGUAUUUGGCGUAGUCUACUAACAGCUGGAUAGGUAAUCCAGGGUAAGUACCUAACUCAAGUACAACACUCAUUACCUCACCGGGGAUUUGAACCAGUAACCUUUUGGUUAAUACUACAUUCCCACUAUAAUACUCAUGUGUUCUAAUUACACUGCUAACAGGAUUAGUGCUAAUAGCACUUAAUGCGUAAUGAUUCUUUGUCUUAAUGCCCGGACCAACUCUACUCUCAUUUUUCCUAAACAGGUGGCGCUCUCCUUAUUCUCCCUUUUCUGUAUAAACCCCCCCCCCCCCCCCUCCGGGUUUCAGAAGCAAACUUCCCAAAUUGAGUCGACAAAAAAGAACACAUUUACAAGUCUAUUAAUUGAUAACAGCUGAUGAAUGGAAAUGGGUGACAGAUAAAACCUAGAUGGUGUGUCACGAACAUCGUGUAUUGACAACCCAGGCCGGUGGCCUGAGGGGUAUUGUGUUUGACCUUACUAUGACCUGGCUGAAAACCUUGUCGUCGCUAAAUAAAUGACAUAGAACAGAUUAACAUGUUAACAAUCACUUCUGAAUCUUAUGGAGAGCCUAUAUCUGUCCAGAAUGUUCAUUUGAUAAAUUACGGUGAGGGUUAUUUGGGGGGGGGGGGGGGGGGGAUAAAAGAGUCCCGCCCGCUGCCUCAAAUGAAUGAAACGACCAAGAAGAGGAUAACAAUUGUUCUCAGAUUGUAGUAGCGCUGUAUGUAUUCAUACAAUUUAGAUGAGGCAGAAUAAAUGUUCAUUUGUCAGGUUCUCUGUGUGCAGGUAUUCUGCACUCCCAUUCAACUGUAAUGCAUUAAAGUGCUAGCCCUCGCCUCAAGUGGAACGGUGUUUAAAUUAAUUCACUCAAAUGAUGACCUCUCUGUACAAAGAGGAAUCCUAAUGAUGCCAGUCUGUACCAUCCACAUCUACUGUACUCUACUCCCCCAUGAUCCCAGUUAAUAACAUGAUCCCAGUUAAUAACAUGAUCCUAGCUAAUAACAUGAUCCUAGCUAAUAACAUGAUCCCAGCUAAUAACAUGAUCCCAGUUAAUAAACAUUAACAAUUAAACAAUGAACACUUUUUUUUCCCCCUCUGACAUCAUUGUACGCGCAAUACAACAGCAGAGUAUGUACAAUUUUUUUGUUUACCACGAUGCUGGAUACUCUUUUCCUCAAAACCAAUACAAUAACAAAUGUGCCUGGGGCAGCCGGUGUCGCUGUUUUGUCUAUUGCGGAUCUCAGCUUUAAGAUAAAAAUCUAUGUUUCUGAUUAGCUUCUUUUUUUAAAUCAUUGAAUAGUUGUUUUGGAAAUGUGCUGCUUGGCAUGACAUGGUUUAUAUAGGCCAAGAGCCCUGGACUGUUGAGUUUGCUUGUAUACAAAAGUGCAAAACAAACCUGGUUUAACUCCAACAGGCCAGUGUUUCCACUGUCUGCCCUCUGUAGCGCUGCUCAGUCCCUCUGAUACCUCCAAGCUACUACUCUCAGAAACUGACCAUGAAAGAAAGCCUUCCCACAAAGGAAGAAAUAUAUAUUGAGUAGUGUCUUUUGUGUGGCCAAAGCAUUUAUCUUCAAAUCUUAAUAAACCUGGCCAUCCUUUAUAAAUGUUCAUUUGUCAGGUUCUCUGUGUGCAGGUAUUCUGCACUCCCAUUCAACUGUAAUGCAUUAAAGCGCUACCCCUCGCCUCAAGUGGAACGGUGUUUAAAUUAAUUCACUCAAAUGAUGACCUCUCUGUACAAAGAGGAAUCCUAAAAUGGACUGAUGCCAGUCUGUACCAUCCACAUCUACUGUACUCUACUCCCCCAUGAUCCCAGUUAAUAACAUGAUCCUAGCUAAUAACAUGAUCCUAGCUAAUAACAUGAUCCUAGCUAAUAACAUGAUCCCAGCUAAUAACAUGAUCCCAGUUAAUAAACAAGAUCCCAGUUAAUAUCAUGAUCCCAGUUAAUAACAUGAUCCCAGUUAAUAACAUGAUCCUAGCUAAUAACAUGAUCCCAGCUAAUAACAUGAUCCCAAUUAAUAAACAAGAUCCCAGUUAAUAUCAUGAUCCCAUUUAAUAACAUGAUCCCAGUUAAUAAACAAGAUCCCAGUUAAUAUCAUGAUCCCAGUUAAUAACAUUAUCCCAGUUAAUAACAUGAUCCUAGCUAAUAACAUGAUCCCAGCUAAUAACAUGAUCCCAGUUAAUAAACAAGAUCCCAGUUAAUAUCAUGAUCCCAGUUAAUAACAUGAUCCCAGUUAAUAAACAAGAUCCCAGUUAAUAUCAUGAUCCCAGUUAAUAACAUGAUCCCAGUUAAUAACAGGAUCACAGUUAAUAACCUAGAAUAAGAGGCACUACUAAAAGGCAAAAUAAAAAUCUGAAAUGAUCAAUGGCUACCCUUCUAAGAUAGUAUAGAUGCCAAUCUGAUAAUUAUUUUCAAGGCUUUUAAAACUGCCAAAGAGAUCUAAAUAACAUGACAUUUUUGGUCAGAAUUUUAAAGCUGGAAUUCAUAGCGGUGAAACUGCCAAGUCCGUUUGCGAUAGUACAACAACAAAGACAUUACUUUAAACAAUGAACACUUUUUUCCCCCCCUCUGACAUCAUUGUACGCGCAAUACAACAGCAGAGUAUGUACCAUUUUUUUGUUUACCACGAUGCUGGAUACUCAUUUCCUCAAAACAAAUACAAUAACAAAUGUGCCUGGGGCAGCCGGUGUCGCUGUUUUGUCUAUUGCGGAUCUCAGCUUUAAGAUAAAAAUCGAUGUUUCUGAUUAGCUUCUUUUUUUAAAUCAUUGAAUAGUUGUUUUGGAAAUGUGCUGCUUGGCAUGACAUGGUUUAUAUAGGCCUAGAGCCCUGGACUGUUGAUUUUGCUUGUAUACAAAAGUGCAAAACAAACCUGGUUUAACUUGUAUAACAGAACUUUCACUUGUCUCCUUAUCCUGUAAGGGUUCUCCAACAGGCCAGUGUUUCCACUGUCUGCCCUCUGUAGCGCUGCUCAGUCCCUCUGAUACCUCCAAGCUACUACUCUCAGAAACUGACCAUGAAAGAAAGCCUUCCCACAAAGGAAUAAAUAUAUAUUGAGUAGUGUCUUUUGUGUGGCCAAAGCAUUUAUCUUCAAAUCUUAAUAAACCUGGCCAUCCUUUAGUCCAAAUAAGUCCAUUUCUACCUUUUCUCUUUCUCUGCACUGAAGGCAAGGCUCCUGGUUUAAUUAUGACAUAUUGAUUUUGUAGUAAGCCUUGUUUGGCUUAAUUACAUCUUUUGUUGACCCUAAUUCUGUCUUCCAUUGUCCGCCCCCCGAAGCACUUACAUUUUGUCAUCACCUUUUUGUGCAGCUUUAAAUAUAUAAUCUGUCUUUGGUCAUCGUCAACGUCAAUGGUUCCCCUCUAAAUCGGACCCUGUCGCCAUUUAUCUUUUGUUUCCGAAAGCUUUUGCAUUGAUGCCAAAGCAAUCCAUUUCCUAAAUGAUGUAAUUAUCUGCUAGUCUUUUUUGCACAUUUAAAGUUGAGGGUUUAUUUUAGAUCAAUUCAGACCACUUUGAGUGCAAAUUGCACAAUUGCAUUGCCUUCAGAUUUCUCACAAAUCCAAUUGGGAUUAGGGCCUUUGGAGUGGAAUGCCUAAUGAAGCUUUUUUCGCCCUAGUCUCGGUGAAGGAUUGGUUGUCCUUCACAUGUUGACUGUGAAAGAAGCUACAGUUGCACUGCAAUUAGAGGGAGAAUAAAUUGCAAAUCCUCACCUUGGAGACGUGGCUGCCUUGUAUGCCUGCAGCCAGCUGUGUCUUGGCUCAAGGUGGCUAUGGGAAAGGCAAUUAGUUUAUUGAAAGAUUUGACAGAUAAACACAUUUCUCCUGUCAUCGCUGACUGGGCUCUUUCUGAAUAAGGGAUUCAAUAUUCCCUUGCACCAUCAUUAGUGCAGGUAUUAGCACUGUAAGACUUAAAACCUCAAUAGAUGUAGUAGUGGUAGGAGAAGACCUAAGACCUCAAUAGAUGUAGUAGUGGUAGGAGAAGACCUAAGACCUCAAUAGAUGUAGUAGUGGUAGGAGAAGACCUAAGACCUCAAUAGAUGUAGUAGCGGUAGGAGAAGACCUAAGACCUCAAUAGAUGUAGUAGCAGUAGGAGAAGGCCUAAGACCUCAAUAGAUGUAGUAGUGGUAGGAGAAGACCUAAGACCUCAAUAGAUGUAGUAGCAGUAGGAGAAGGCCUAAGACCUCAAUAGAUGUAGUAGUGGUAGGAGAAGACCUAAGACCUCAAUAGAUGUAGUAGUGGUAGGAGAAGACCUAAGACCUCAAUAGAUGUAGUAGUGGUAGGAGAAGACCUAAGACCUCAAUAGAUGUAGUAGCAGUAGGAGAAGGCCUAAGACCUCAAUAGAUGUAGUAGUGGUAGGAGAAGACCUAAGACCUCAAUAGAUGUAGUAGCAGUAGGAGAAGGCCUAAGACCUUAAUAGAUGUAGUAGUGGUAGGAGAAGACCUAAGACCUCAAUAGAUGUAGUAGCAGUAGGAGAAGGCCUAAGACCUCAAUAGAUGUAGUAGUGGUAGGAGAAGACCUAAAACCUCAAUAGAUGUAGUAGUGUUAGGAGAAGACCUAAAACCUCAAUAGAUGUAGUAGUGGUAGGAGAAGACCUAAGACCUCAAUAGAUGUAGUAGCAGUAGGAGAAGGCCUAAGACCUCAAUAGAUGUAGUAGUGGUAGGAGAAGACCUAAGACCUCAAUAGAUGUAGUAGCAGUAGGAGAAGGCCUAAGACCUCAAUAGAUGUAGUAGUGGUAGGAGAAGACCUAAGACCUCAAUAGAUGUAGUAGUGGUAGGAGAAGACCUAAGACCUCAAUAGAUGUAGUAGCAGUAGGAGAAGGCCUAAGACCUCAAUAGAUGUAGUAGCAGUAGGAGAAGGCCUAAGACCUCAAUAGAUGUAGUAGUGGUAGGAGAAGGCCUAAGACCUCAAUAGAUGUAGUAGCGGUAGGAGAAGUUGUACAUUCUCUCCAUAUGCGCUCACUGAUAAAGUCACUUUAAAAGGUAUGACCUCCUGUUUCUAGGCUGUGCAGCCGACAAAAAACCUACGAUAUUAUUAGUGUUGCUCAACCUUCUCAAAUGGAGAAAACUGAACAGACAAAGAUCAGAAACCUAUUGCAGAAAUCGAACGGACUACAUUGGGUUUAAAGGAGUCCCUCACCCAAAUCCCUCUUUGACUCCACUACUCUCCUUUUCUGUUUCUGCUCCUGCCUGUGUUUAUGUCCAGCCCCUCUUCCCAGACUGAUUGGGCUGGGCGCUGGUGUGCCUCUGGUCUCUGAGGGAGUGUCAGCCUCUAGCAGGGGGGACGCAGACUGCCUGGCUGGCUGCCUGACUGGCUGGCUUGUUGGUUGACUGACUGGCUGACUGGCUGCUUGGCUUACUGGCUAGCUGGCUGGCGUCUCCAUUGGGAGGGCUUAGGGAGGAGGGGGCUGGAGGCCACUAAAUCAGUGCACGCUUGUCAACAUCCUCGGGCCGCAGGAAUUACUCAAGUGAAAAUAACAAAUGACUGUCAUUGCAGAGCCAAAAACCUGUGAUUAUAAUUAUCACAUCCCCAGUGACCUUGCAUAAACUUUACUCUCUCUCCAAUGGAGCAUUUAAAUAGCCUGUAUCUACUGCCAGGGGAACCAGGAGUCUCGGGCCAGCGCCAAACCAGAGGAUCACUGACUGUGUGAGGGAUUGCACAUGCUAGACAAGUGCACUCGUGUGUUUGUGUGUGUAUGUGUGUGAGGGAGUAUGUGUUUGUGUGUGAAAGAGUAUGUGUUUGUGUGUGUAUGUGUGUGAGGGAGUAUGUGUUUGUGUGUGAAAGAGUAUGUGUUUGUGUGUGUAUGUGUGUGAAAGAGUGUGUGUUUGUGUGUGAGAGAGGGAAAGAAGGAGUGAGGGAGAGAAGGAGUGAGGGAGAGAAGGAGUGAGGGAGAGAAGGAGUGAGGGAGAGAAGGAGUGAGGGAGAUGGUUUUAGAGAUAAUAUCUAGAGAAAGAGAGGGAAAAACUUGACACUCAAGCUUUUUCAAAGAAUGUUUCUACUGAAUAACAUAGUUUGUUUUUGUCUCUGGAGGUGGAGUUUCUUGCCAUAACCAGAGGAAAACAAACACAUUGACAGCUCUCAGCUCUCCUCUCAGCACGUCUACAGAAUCAUGUCACAGCACCACACUCAUUAAACCCCAAUCUACAUGUCUCAGUUCAGAAACCAAGCCAAAGAGACAAAGCCCUCAUUAUUGUUUUGUCAACGUGAAUAUUCUGCCAUGAUGGCACCAAAGCGUGCCAGACAUGACACCUCGAUGUGACAGAGAGCUGAUGGCCUCUUCCUGUCUGUGGUGAGGAGCUGUAUAUAGGGAAUAGGGUGCCAUUUGGGACAUAACCCUGUCCUGUCCUGUUCUGAUGCAUCAGGGCCCAUCAGGGUCCAUCCUUCCCAAAACACUAAUUGGAAGGGAUUCCUUCCAUUCUCUGGCACUCACAAUUAUUAUGCAUAGCUGGAUGAUUAGCCUAGAUUAGCAUUGUAGCAGCCAUGUUCACUGGGAAGGCACACUAUCACUGGGCCUUGCAGGAGAGCAGCACUGAGCACCCUCAUUAUCCUCAUCAACAGUGAGCUAGUCACUGAGUUGCAGCUAGGGCUGGACCAUCCUUCUGAUAACAAGAGUAUGUCUAACACAUAACAAUCAAAAUUUUUACUUUUGUUAGGAUUUCUAAAACAUUCUUAGUACAUUCUGUAUCCAUUACAUUCUGCACCAUUACAUUCUGCAUCAUUACAUUCUGUAUCUAUUACAUUCUGUAUCCAUUACAUUCUGUAUCUAUUACAUUCUGCACCAGUACAUUCUGCACCAUUACAUUCUAUAUCCAUUACAUUCCGUAUCCAUUACAUUCUGUAUCCAUUACAUUCUGCACCAUUACAUUCUGGACCAUUACAUUCUGUUUCCAUUACAUUCUGUAUCUAUUACAUUCUGUAUCCGUUACAUUCUGGACCAUUACAUCUGUUUCCAUUACAUUCUGUAUCCAUUACAUUCAGCACCAUUACAUUCUGUAUCCAUUACAUUCUGUAUCCAUUACAUUCUGUAUCCAUUACAUUCUGCACCAGUACAUUCUGUAUCCAUUACAUUAUGCACCAUUACAUUAUGCACCAUUACAUUCCGCAUCGAUUACAUUCUGCACCAUUACAUUCUGCACUAUUAUAUUCUGUAUCCAUUACAAUCUGUAUCCAUUACAUUCUGUAUCCAUUACAUUCUGCACCAUUACAUUCUGUAUCCAUUACAUUCUGUGUCCAUUACAUUCUGCACCAUUACAUUCUGCACCAUUACGUUCUGUAUCCAUUACAUACUGUAUCCAUUACAUUCUGCACCAUUACAUUCUCUAUCCAUGACAUUCUGCACAAGUCGCUCUGGAUAAGAGCGUCUGCUAAAUGACGUAAAUGUAAAUGUACAUUCUGCACCAUUACAUUCUGUAUCCAUUAAAUUCUGUAUCCAUUACAUUCUCCACCAGUACAUUCUGUAUCCAUUACAUUCUGCACCAUUACAUUCUGGACCAUUACAUUCUGUUUCCAUUACAUUCUGCACCAUUACAUUCUGUUUCCAUUACAUUCUGUAUCUAUUACAUUCUGUAUCCAUUACAUUCUGGACCAUUACAUCUGUUUCCAUUACAUUCUGUAUCCAUUACAUUCAGCACCAUUACAUUCUGUAUCCAUUACAUUCUGUAUCCAUUACAUUCUGCACCAGUACAUUCUGUAUACAUUACAUUAUGCACCAUUACAUUCUGCACCAUUACAUUCCGUAUCGAUAACAUUCUGCACCAUUACAUUCUGCACUAUUAUAUUCUGUAUCCAUUAAAAUCUGUAUCCAUUACAUUCUGUAUCCAUUACAUUCUGCACCAUUACAUUCUGUAUCCAUUACAUUCUGUGUCCAUUACAUCCUGUAUCCAUUACAUUCUGUAUCGAUUACAUUCUGCACCAUUACAUUCUGCGCCAUUACGUUCUGUAUCCAUUACAUUCUGUAUCCAUUACAUUCUGCACCAUUAAGUUCUUUAUCCUUUACAUUCUGCACCAUUACAUUCUGUACCCAUUACAUUCUGCACCAGUACAUUCUGCACCAUUACAUUCUGAACCAAUACCUUCUGUAACCAUUACAUUUUGUAUCCAUUACUUUCCGUAUCCAUUACAUUCUGCACAAUUACAUUCUGCACCAUUACAUUCUGCACCAUUACAUUCUGUUACCAUUAUAUUCUGUAUCCAUUACAUUCUGCACCAGUACAUUCUGUAUUCAUUACAUUCUGCACCAUUAAUUCUGUAUCCAUUACAUUCUGCACCAUUACAUUCUGUAUCAUUACAUUCUGGACCAUUACAUUCUGCGUCAUUACAUUCUGCACCAUUACAUUCUGUAUCCAUUACAUUCUGCACCAUUACAUUCUGGACCAUUACAUUCUGGGCCAUUACAUCUGUUUCCAUUACAUUCUGUGUCCAUUACAUUCUGCACCUUUACAUUCUGUAUCCAUUACACUCUGUAUCCAUUACAUUCUGCACCAUUACAUUUUGGACCAUUACAUUCUGUUUCCAUUACAUUCUGGACCAUUACAUCUGUUUCCAUUACAUUCUGCACCAUUACAUUCUGCACCAAUACCUUCUGUAACCAUUACAUUUUGUAUCCAUUACUUUCCGUAUCCAUUACAUUCUGCACAAUUACAUUCUGCACCAUUACAUUCUGCACCAUUACAUUCUGUUACCAUUAUAUUCUGUAUCCAUUACAUUCUGCACCAGUACAUUCUGUAUUCAUUACAUUCUGCACCAUUAAUUCUGUAUCCAUUACAUUCUGCACCAUUACAUUCUGUAUCAUUACAUUCUGCACCAUUACAUUCUGCGUCAUUACAUUCUGCACCAUUACAUUCUGUAUCCAUUACAUUCUGCACCAUUACAUUCUGGACCAUUACAUUCUGGGCCAUUACAUCUGUUUCCAUUACAUUCUGUGUCCAUUACAUUCUGCACCUUUACAUUCUGUAUCCAUUACACUCUGUAUCCAUUACAUUCUGCACCAUUACAUUUUGGACCAUUACAUUCUGUUUCCAUUACAUUCUGGACCAUUACAUCUGUUUCCAUUACAUUCUGUGUCCAUUACAUUCUGCACCAUUACAUUCUGUAUCCAUUACAUUCUGUAUCCAUUACAUUCUGUAUCCAUUCAAUUUUGCACCAUUACAUUCUGCACCAUUACAUUCUCUAUCCAUUACAUUCUGCACCAGUACAUUCUGCACAAUUACAUUCUGUAUCCAUUAUAUUCUGCACAAUUACAUUCAGCACCAUUAAUUUCUGUAUCCAUUACAUUCUGUAUCCAUUAAAAUCUGUAUCCAUUACAUUCUGCACCAUUACAUUCUGCACUAUUAUAUUCUGUAUCCAUUACAAUCUGUAUCCAUUACAUUCUGUAUCCAUUACAUGCUGCACCAUUACAUUCUGUAUCCAUUACAUUCUGCACCAUUACAUUCUGCACCAUUACGUUCUGUAUCCAUUACAUUCUGCACCAUUACGUUCUUUAUCCUUUACAUUCUGCACCAUUACAUUCUGUAUCCAUUACAUUCUGCACCAGUACAUUCUGCACCAUUACAUUCUGCACCAAUACCUUCUGUAACCAUUACAUGUUGUAUCCAUUACUUUCCGUAUCCAUUACAUUCUGCACAAUUACAUUCUGCACCAUUACAUUCUGCACCAUUACAUUCUGUUACCAUUAUAUUCUGUAUCCAUUACAUUCUGCACCAGUACAUUCUGUAUUCAUUACAUUCUGCACCAUUAAUUCUGUAUCCAUUACAUUCUGCACCAUUACAUUCUGUAUCAUUACAUUCUGCACCAUUACAUUCUGCGUCAUUACAUUCUGCACCAUUACAUUCUGUAUCCAUUACAUUCUGGACCAUUACAUUCUGGGCCAUUACAUCUGUUUCCAUUACAUUCUGUGUCCAUUGCAUUCUGCACCUUUACAUUCUGUAUCCAUUACACUCUGUAUCCAUUACAUUCUGCACCAUUACAUUCUGGACCAUUACAUUCUGUUUCCAUUACAUUCUGGACCAUUACAUCUGUUUCCAUUACAUUCUGUGUCCAUUACAUUCUGCACCAUUACAUUCUGCAUCCAUUACAUUCUGUAUCCAUUACAUUCUGUAUCCAUUAAAUUUUGCACCAUUACAUUCUGCACCAUUACAUUCUCUAUCCAUUAAAUUCUGCACCAGUACAUUCUGCACUAUUAUAUUCUGUAUCCAUUACAUUCUGCACAAUUACAUUCAGCACCAUUAAAUUCUGUAUCCAUUACAUUCUGUACCAUUACAUUCUGUAUCCAUUAAAAUCUGUAUCCAUUACAUUCUGCACCAUUACAUUCUGCACUAUUAUAUUCUGUAUCCAUUACAAUCUGUAUCCAUUACAUUCUGUAUCCAUUACAUUCAGCACCAUUACAUUCUGUAUCCAUUACAUUCUGCACCAUUACAUUCUGCACCAUUACGUUCUGUAUCCAUUACAUACUGUAUCCAUUACAUUCUGCACCAUUACGUUCUUUAUCCUUUACAUUCUGCACCAUUAAAUUCUGUAUCCAUUACAUUCUGCACCAGUACAUUCUGCACCAUUACAUUCUGCACCAAUACCUUCUGUAACCAUUAUAUUUUGUAUCCAUUACUUUCCGUAUCCAUUACAUUCUGCAUAAUUACAUUCUGCACCAUUACAUUCUGCACCAUUACAUUCUGUACCAGUACAUUAUGCACCAUUACAUUCUGUAUCCAUUACAUUCUGCACCAGUACAUUCUGCACAAUUACAUUCUGUAUCCAUUACAUUCUGCAUCAUUACAUUCAGCACCAUUACAUUCUGUAUCCAUUACAUUCUGUACCAUUACAUUCUGUAUCCAUUAA
Coregonus sp. 'balchen' is the source of this 11326-nucleotide messenger RNA. Lineage: Eukaryota; Metazoa; Chordata; Actinopteri; Salmoniformes; Salmonidae. The record is from the annotation of a GenBank genome assembly.